UGCUCGGUUGGUGAUGCAUCUCCUCCUCGCGAGUUUUUUUUCUUUUUUCUUUUUGGCUAUCCUCCUCGCGAGCUUUACGUCGCUCGAAGACGGAAGCUGCUGCCCUGCCGCCGGGAUUUUCUCAACGUGUGAGCUCAUCGCUCACACACCAAGACUGUAGCUUCUGGAACCUCCUCGAGCUCUCCUCCCCUCCCAAUCCGUCUCCUAUAAAGCGGAGCUUGAUCGAGCUAUCCCCCCACACCUCCACACCACAGCUUAUUCCGCCAUUGAUCACUGCGCACAAGCUCACGCAUCGACAGGAAGAGACGACAGGGGCCAAGAAGCAGAGAUGGCCGGGGAGAAGAAGGGCCUGCAGCUGCUGGACUUGUGGGUGAGCCCGUUCGGGCAGCGCUGCCGCAUCGCGCUGGCCGAGAAGGGCCUCCCCUACGAGUACCUGGAGCAGGACCUGGGCAACAAGAGCGAGCUCCUCCUGCGCUCCAACCCGGUGCACAAGAAGAUCCCCGUGCUCCUCCACGACGGCCGCCCCGUCUGCGAGUCCCUCAUCAUCGUCCAGUACAUCGACGAGGCGUUCCCGGGCAACGCGCCGGCGCUGCUCCCCGCCGACCCCUACGCGCGCGCGCAGGCCCGCUUCUGGGCCGACUACGUGGACAAGAAGCUCUACGACUGCGGGACCCGGCUGUGGAAGCUCAAGGGCGAGGCCCAGCAGCAGGCCCGCAAGGAGAUGCUCGACAUCCUCCGCACGCUCGACGCCGCGCUCGGCGACGCCAAGUUCUUCGGCGGCGAGGCCUUCGGCUUCGCCGACGUCGCGCUCGCGCCCUUCACGGCGUGGUUCCUCACCUACGAGCGCCACGGGGAGUUCAGCGUGGAGAAGGAGUGCCCCAGGCUGGCAGCGUGGGCCAAGCGCUGCGGGGAGAGGGAGAGCGUCGCCAAGACCCUCUCCUCGCCGGAGAAGGUCUACGAGUUCGUCGGCGUCCUGAAGAAGAGGUUCGGCAUCGAGUAGACGUUGUUGGUGUGGUUGGUUGGUUGGUGUGACCAAGGGAUGCUAGCUCCUUUUCCUACGUGUCGGUAGUACUGUCGGUUGGGUGUUUGUUGGUGUCAGUGUGUGUUGUGUGCGUGUGUCCGUGUCCCGAUCUGGCGUGCAGGUGCAGCGGCUGGGCCGUGCGUGGCCAUCCUGCACUCCAGGCUAAACAACACUGGUUGUUUGCUUGUUUUUAAUAAAGAAUAAAGGAUUUCCGUGGAUUUAA
Molecule: messenger RNA, 1244 nt
Organism: Panicum virgatum (switchgrass)
Lineage: Eukaryota; Viridiplantae; Streptophyta; Magnoliopsida; Poales; Poaceae
Product: probable glutathione S-transferase GSTU1
Exons: 1
Coding region: 329-1000 (223 amino acids)
Biological process (GO): glutathione metabolic process
Cellular component (GO): cytoplasm
Molecular function (GO): glutathione transferase activity
Source: RefSeq, a predicted model, not a curated record